This is a messenger RNA of Linum trigynum, 9206 nucleotides long. Lineage: Eukaryota; Viridiplantae; Streptophyta; Magnoliopsida; Malpighiales; Linaceae. The record is from the annotation of a GenBank genome assembly.
AAGCAUAAUAAUGAGAAAAGUAUCUCCACGCCUUAAUCUCGCUAUCUUUUGAAAUCUCAUCUCAUUCGCCAACCACUUUUCAGGUUUUUUCCCAGUUCAAUUCUCAAACCCUAAUCCCCAAUUAUGUUCCCUUCUAUCCUAAACCCUAUUUUCUCUCAAAUUCCUAAAUCUCUUUUAUUCAAUCCGGUCACAGAGUAACUGUGGGUGUCCAAUAUCCAUGUUUCUAUCCAAGGUAAACUGAUGACUUCCCAGGCAAGGAAACUGAUUCCUGAGGGUUGAAAUAUUGACAUUCUGGUCUAUAUAAUGUAAGCUAAAAUGGAGAUUAUGUGUGGGUGGGUCAAUAUUUCUAUAUUCUAUUCUGAGAUGCUUUAUCCUUUCCUCCCCAUGCAAAGAAUAUUUAUUGAAAGUUUGCAUUGAUUUCAUCACCUUGCUUGCACUUCAAUUAUGUACCUUCUCCUUUGGAAUGUUCCCUUUUACUGAGACUUUUGGAAUGAAAUGGUCAAAUUAUUGAGCAUGGUAGUCCAAUCCCUAACCCUAAUUAUAUAUCUGCCUAUUUUGAUAACUACCCUUUUCUUAAUUCAUUGCUGUUUUGUCCUGUGAGUUGAGCUUUUGAUUGCUUGGCAGCUCUUAGCUUUGGCCCUCUGUCGCCUGUGAAAUUUGUCUCCUUUCUCCUCAAAUUUGUGCUUUUCUUGUAAUACACGUCUGGUAAUAACAUAAUGGGUAGAUAGGAAAAAGUAGAGUUGCAAGUUGGUAUAUGAACGUUCUUGUCAAUCAAAUUCUGCAGAAAGAAUCCGAGUAGAGAAUAAUGGUGAUGUUAUUGACUUAACAUCUCAACAAAUGCAAGUGGGAGAGAAGUUUCAAGCCCUUGCUUGAAGGGCUAAUUAGCAAUAAAUCGUAUCGAAAUUUGUACUGAAAACGUUAAUGAGAAUAUUUUAUUCUGAAAUUGUGAUUCACGCGUUUCAUGUUACCGCUAACUGAUCGGAGAUUUUUCUCGUCAAACCACUGAUACGGUACAGUUUUUCAAUUUACUCAUUAGUAAUAUGAUAUUUUGGACCUAACGUAUCUUUAAGUGAAUUCUCUCUAUGUUUGCUUAUAGGUCUCUGUAUCUCAAAUAAUUUAGUUUCAGUCGUGUUAUUCAGUCUCUCCCUAUUUAAUUUCGUAAGUGUUUUUCCAUUAUUUUAAUACAAAAUCAUGGUUUUUCCAUUAUUAUUUUUGGAUCACAUGUUAGAACGAGUCGACUUUUAGAACAAAAUCACUCUACCUUAGUCGUGUCAUACUCGUUCUGCUUAGUAAUGACAAUGCGGCGGGUCGGGGCAGUAUCUCGGUAUCCUUACCCACCCCCGGUAUCUAUUUACAACCGUAUUGUAAUUAAAAUUUGAGGUAAUAAAUAAAUAAAAUACUAAGUAAUUUGUGUAAAAUUAUAUAAUAAUUUAAACAAUAACAAUUGAGAACGGAUGAGGUUAGAGACAUUGUCCACUCACCAGUCACCCCAUCCCGCCCCAAAACAAACCAAACAGGUCAUAUAGAACGGAUUAGGUUGAAAUUGUCAUCCCUAACCCUGCUUUGUGCCACACCAGUAAAGGCUAGUAAAGUGUCUGGGAGAGCACAUUUUGACAGGAACAAAUGGUGCAUGCUGAUAUAUCCACUUUUGUCUUCCUUUGUCUGGGUGAUUGCUCUUGAUGGAAACAUUUAUCCUUGAGACAUCCUGAGAUCCUAAGCAAAGGUGGGUGACAAUGAAGUGAAAGGAACCCAUGCCAUGCCAGAUGCCACCAUCCCCCACUGAAUUCUAUGCUGAAACACUUUCCACAUUUGUUUAUGGUUUCCUUCAACUUUUUUCCAUCAGGGAGGAGGUGAAGUUGUCUUGUCAUUUUGUGUUUGGUUCCUUCUCCAGGAGAAUCAUCUCAUAUCAGUAUGUUAUCAAGAUGGGGCUUAGAGAAAAUGAAUUCUCUUUCCCUUAUAUUAAUCUCAAAUUAUCAUCAAGUUUUGUCCUUGGAAUGUCUCUGUACUACCAAACCUCACAUGGUGUUAGAAGUUAUUUACCAUCAUCCCCAAGUUUGUUCUUCUUGCUCUCUUUGUGUCUUCUUCCCCUAUUAAAUUUGGUAUUAGGUGGUGGUAAGUGACAUUGAUUUGAAAGCCAAGAUACCAACUUUCUGAAAGAUUUGGGGAAUUGGGUAAUGCCCAUUUUAUCAACUCAACCUCCCACAUGAUUGUGUUGAAGAAACCCAUCGUAUUGGCCAGUCAGAUUGGAAAUACAGAGAAUUGGACCUAAAUUUGUAGGAGGUUUUAGAGAUAGAAAAUCGGUUGAAGUAAAUCACAAUUUUAAUAUAAAUACUCUAUUGAUUUGCAUUUGAAAUUUGGAUACAUGAAAGCCAGCCCCCAAAUAGUUAGUGCACAAGAGCAUCAUGAAAACAAAGCCAUUAGCCGCAAAGCAACUGUAGCACCCAUCCACUUGUAGCCAUUAAGACACAAGGUAGAAUGAACCUGGCUAGUAGCUGGUCCAUCAAAGAAAUUUUGGGUUACCUCUAGCUUGACUCUUCUGUUUUACUAAAAAUUUCAACUUUCUUCUGGUUCUUUCUUUACAUAAUGGGUUUGUGCCUAUUUAUCAAUGUUAUCAGGUUGACUUUAGGUUUGGUGUAACUAUCUGAAUCUUGUCUGAAGUCAAAGCUCUACUUAAUCAUUUGGAUGAACCCUAAUUGUCCCUCUCUCUAUCUGCAUAAAAACUGUCUGUUAGUUAAUGUGAACAUGAGAACCCCCACUCAAUGCGAAGGUAUGCUAAUGAAAUGGGGCAAUCUCUUCUUGUACCAUACAAUGGCUAGAGAGAGAGAGAGAGAGAGAGAGAGAGAGAGAGAGAGAGAGAGAGAGAGAGAGAGAAGUCACCUUUAGGUUGAGUAUCCAUCCAACACAAUUCCCAUAACUUUUAUCUUAUCUGCUAAACAUUCUGAUCCCAACUCCCAUAAUUCCCUGCAGAGAAAAAGGUGGCCAGCCUUUUCAGCAGAAACUGAGAAUGAAAAAAGAAAAGAAAGAUUCCAACAACUACUGAUUUAUCCAUAUUCAACUUUUCUCCACUGAUAAUGAUUUAUGCAGGCCCUCCUUCAACUGAACUAUAUAAACCAACUCGUGUCAUUUUUCCAGUACAUCCAAAACCUCGUAUUCUCUCAAUCUCAUUCCUUCCUUCCUUUGUCAUCCCAUUUCUUCUUGUUCCCUCUCUUCCUUUUCCCAAGCACAGGGAAGAAGACAAUGAGUCACAUUUGAAGCCAAAGAUACCAUCUUUCUUAUGAAACUCGAUAUGGGUACCAUCCAAAUCGCGCUAAUCAUUCUGUUUAUGUCAGUAAUCCAUGCUGUUGCAGCAGCAGCUUCAACACCCUCCCUCGAGCUACUGAGAGUCAAGUCAGAAUUGGUUGAUCCCACGGGAGUUCUCCACAGUUGGUCUCCAGAAUCUCACUUCUGCAGGUGGAAUGGAGUCGAGUGUUCAGAAGAUCAAACCCAAGUUAUAGCCCUGAAUCUAUCAGACUCCGGAUUAUCAGGUUCCAUCUCGGCGGAGCUUUGGAAUCUAACUUCACUAGAAACGCUCGAUUUGUCAUCAAAUUUCCUGAACGGCUCGAUCCCUGUCGAGAUAGGAAAGCUUCAGAGUCUAACAGCACUCCUCCUCCACUCCAACUACCUCUCUGGUGAAAUUCCUCAAGAGAUUUCCCGUCUGAAGAAGCUGCAGGUUUUGAGAAUCGGAAACAACAUGUUAACUGGGGUGAUCACGCCGAGAAUCGGUGAGUUAACCGAGUUGAGAGUCCUGGGCUUGGGCUACUGCCAGCUAAACGGGAGUAUUCCGAAAGAGCUUGGGAAUCUGAAGCAAAUGGAAUCUCUUUUCCUGGAAGAGAAUCAACUCCAAGGUCCCAUCCCAGAAGAAAUUCAUGGCUGCAAAAACCUUCAGACUUUCGUGGCAUCAAACAACAGGCUUGAAGGAACCAUCCCAGCUUCACUAGGGAGCCUUCCAUCGCUGGAAAUACUCAACUUGGCAAACAACAGCCUCUCGGGUUCAAUUCCUGCUGAUUUAAGCCAUCUCUCUAGCUUGCAGCACCUCAACUUGUUAGGGAACCGACUGAAUGGUUCGAUUCCAGCUGAGCUCAACCAGUUGGGUCAACUCCAGUGGGUUGACUUAUCAUUCAACAGGCUUUCAGGAAGCAUAACACUGCUAAGUAGCCAGCUGCACAAUCUUGAAGCUUUGGUUCUUUCAGGUAAUGACUUGAAAGGCAGCAGUGUCAUUCCUAGCAAUUUCUGCAGCAGCAGUCAGUCGAAGCUCCAAAAGCUCUUCCUCGCUCAAAAUUAUCUCUCCGGUACCUUCCCUUUGGAGAUACUGAAUUGUCUCUCCCUCCAACAACUAGACCUCUCAGAAAACAACUAUGAUGGAGAUCUUCCUUCCGCCAUUGGAAAGCUGCAGAACCUCACCGAUCUUUUUCUGCAGAACAACAGCUUCAGUGGACAGAUACCUUCAGAAAUUGGAAACUUAACCCAGUUGGAGAAUCUCUACAUGUUUGACAAUGCAAUCAGAGGGAAUCUUCCACCAGAAAUCGGGAGACUUCAUCAGUUAACCAACAUUUAUCUCUAUGACAACCAGAUUUCAGGACAGAUCCCAAGGGAGCUGACGAACUGCACAAAGCUGACAGAUAUCGAUUUCUUCGGUAACCAUUUCACUGGUCCCAUUCCUGAGACUAUCGGCAAGCUGAAGAAUCUCGUUAUGCUUCAACUGAGGCAGAAUGGCUUGUCAGGUCCAAUCCCACCAAGUUUGGGGUACUGCAGAAGCCUGGAGAUAUUGGCAUUGGCAGAUAACAAACUUUCAGGAACUUUGCCACCAACGUUCAGAUUCCUUUCGAAGCUCUUCAAAGUAACUCUUUACAAUAACUCCUUUCAGGGUCCUCUCCCUUCAUCUCUUUCCCAAUUGAAAAACCUCCAGAUCAUAAACUUCUGCCACAACAGGUUCAAUGGCAGCAUCUCUCCUCUCUUGGGAUCAAGCUCUCUUUCUGCCUUGGACUUAACCAACAAUAGCUUCUCAGGACCAAUCCCUUCAAUGCUAGCCUCGUCAAUAAACCUGACCCGUCUUCGCCUGGCACACAACCAUCUCACUGGAACCAUCCCUCCUGAAUUUGGCCAGCUCACCAAUCUCCAGUUCCUCGAUUUAUCCUUCAACAAUCUCACAGGCGAACUGAGUGAAGCUCAAUUCUCAAGGUUCAAAAAGCUUCAACAUUUCCUGCUGAGCAAUAACCAGCUCACAGGGAUAAUGCCUUCCUGGCUGGGCACCUUGGAAGAACUCGGAGAGCUCGAUCUCUCAUCCAACAACCUCCACGGCGACAUACCAAAAUCCCUCGGCAACUGCUCAAACCUACUCAAGCUCUCUCUCCACGGAAACACCCUCACGGGUUCAAUUCCAGAGGAGCUCGGCAAUCUCACUUCUCUCAACGUCCUCAAUCUCCAGCGAAACAACAUUUCAGGCACUAUCCCUAAAACGAUCGAAAACUGCAGGAAGCUGUUCGAGCUCAGGGUUUCCGAAAACUCACUCACCGGUUCGAUUCCAGACGAGAUAGGGAAACUUACCGAGCUGCAAGUGAUACUAGAUCUCAGCCACAACUCCUUCUCCGGCGAAAUCCCGACCUCCCUCGGAAACCUAAUUAAGCUGGAGAGGCUGAAUUUUUCGUGCAACCAUCUCCAGGGUAAGAUACCCAGCUCGCUCGCCAAGCUCACCAGCCUCCACAGGCUGAACCUGUCGAACAACGACCUUCGAGGGCGAAUUCCCGAGACGUUCUCCGGUUUCCCCGUCAGUUCGUUUCAGGGGAACUCGCCGGAGGGGCUGUGUGGCCGGCCGAUGGAGGUGUGUUUGAAAUCAGGGGGAAAGAAGGGGAUGUCGAAUGCUGCAGUGGUGGGGAUAAUUGCUGUGAUUGUUUUCUCGUCGACGGUGAUAUGCUUGGUGAUGGUGUAUAUAAUGGUGAGAAUGUGGUGUCACUGGAGGGAAGUCGCGAUAUCCUCCACCGUGGACGGCGGCGGUGGAGCGGGAAGAGAGCAGAGGAGAGAAAUGAGGGGAAGGAAAGGUGGUGAUGAUCAGUUCUGGAAAUUGAGCCAACUGGUUCAGUGAAAGAUACUGCUCUGAAUUCUGAUGAUCGUUUUUUUGAUCAGUUCUCUCUGCAAUUCUCGGCGCUGUUCAUGAGACGUUUGGAAUAUUUGGAAAGAAGCUGUGGGUUCAAGUUUUAUUGGGUCUAGGAGUCGGGGCCCAAUUUCCCAAGCCCAAUUCUUCUUGGGGUUAAGAGAUUGGGGUGGGCUGGAUUUAGAUUAGUUGGGUGUCUUAUUAGAAAGCUAUUUUCUGACGGAAGUUAAAAAGCGAUUGUCAAUUUGUUUCAUUAAAAAGUGGUAUAGAUAAAUUGCAAGUUUGGUUACUCACACUGUGACUGUUAAAUUAUUUCACUUUUUUUUAAAAAAAAAUUGCUUCAUUUUUGGCCUAAUUUGGUCAUGUUAUCAGUGUUAUCUACAUGUUUUGGAUAGUUAUCAUGAUGUACGCCAAAAACAAAAUUGUGUGAUGGUACACCUAAAACAAACAAUAUUUUGGUAAGAUGAGGGUUGAAAUAUUAUAAGUGGUACGAGAGUCUCUUCUUGUCUCUCUUCAAUGAUGGUACGGUAAACCUCAACGAGAACUUUGAGUCCCGAAAGGGAGUGUAAUGUAACGCAUUAGGCAAAUCUCACACCAACAAAGUACAAGAAUGAUUCGUGAUUCAUAGGAACAACCCCAACAUUCACUGCUAAAAUGAGUUUUGUAGUGUGGAGCACUAUGCUAGCAAAAUUAUUAAAGUUAUUUUGGUCAAACACCACUCCAUUUCCUUCCAAGGCACAUCAACAACCCGAGACUUUGAUCAUCAUCAUCCAAAUUCAAAACAUGAAGAGAGAGAAAGAGAAGUUUCAGGGAGAGAGACACAAGACCUUAUACGCGUCGCCGAAGAGAUAAAUUGUGGUAUGAUCAAGGGAUGGAGUGGAUGGUGUUAAUGAUUGCUCAAUCGAAGCUCUCAUCGUUUACAAAGAUGUAACUGAUAACACACUAUUUUAUACAUAUUUUCAUAUCCUUUUUAAUGUCUCUUGUUUGACCAUUUUAGCCAUAUUCCUAUGUUUUGCCAGCUUUAUGCUUGAUUUGUUGUUUUAGUGUGUUUCAAGCCAUUAGAACUUAAUUUUGCGAUAUUUGGAUAAGAAAUGCACUAAUGAAUAGAUAAAUUGAGUUUGGGAUGCUCCUAGAGUUUUUUUAGACGUCUUCGGGGUCAAAUUUACUAGCCCAACAUGGCCCAUAACACGGUUGUGCCCCAAGGUGUGCCCAUUCCUGGAGUUCGAAACCGACUGCAAACACGUACGGUCGUGUUCUCUACCAUUUAAGCAUAUUUCAGGGUUUUAGAAGGGGGACUUCAACCAGUUUUGACUUAAAACCUAAAAUACGAGUUAGAAGGGGGAAAAGAUUUUCCUGCGGUUCAACCCCGGAGAAGUCUAUUAUCAAUGAAGCAAUCAAUCAUGGAGAUCAUCACUCAUUAUUCUUUUUGUAUCUACAUCCCUUAUGAACUAAUCUCCCUCGUGGUUUGGAUGAGUUGAACCCUUAAUUAGUGAUUAUGAACUUAUGAACCCUCAACCACGUUGAAUAUGGGCGUAAGCCGUAAAGGAAGGAAGGUCUCAGUUGCAGCCCCAGUUGGCCAAAACUUGUGAGGGAAUUUGAAGAAAGUAGACUCUGCCAUACUGAAAUCAGCUAUUGCAACUCUAUUCGGCCAUCUGGAAAAAGAGUUGAGCAAGCAGGUCCAUUUGAGGUUCAAUUUUGCCGGCGAUUUCGGCUCCGAUCUCCGGCGUCGCAGCACAUUGAAAAUGUUAAUGGGGAAUAAAAAUAAUUGGAAUGCGCAUCCGGGGAAUCGAACCCCAGUCAGUACCGUGGGAGGGUACUAUGAUACCACUACACUAGAUGCGCUAACGGCGUAAUGUUCUAGAGUAAAUAUAAUAUGUUCACUACUCUAGAUACGCAUUAGAUGGCCUUAACCAACGUCGAUUAGGGCUUUCUAAUGAGUCCUAGAAUGAACCCUAGUAGGCUGGCAUGCCAUGUGGUAAUUUUUUCGAGUUGAAUGUUAUGGGUAUGAUUUUUGCGAAAAUUCCGGCUAAGUCAUUGAUAAUUUCUAUUUAUAUUCAUACGACAUCUAGUAAAGAUGUACCGGCUGGUGGCUACAUCAAUGUUGUUGCUACUGUAAUUUCAAUAUCAAUCAUUAAUCCAAUCGAGAUUGUCAUAAACCAUAUUCUGACCCUAUAUGCUUGAGUGAACACUUUGCUUGAAUCAUUUCUCCCCCUACCUUAUAAACCUAUGCAUUCUUUUUCUUUCUAUCUUGGAGGCAAAACAUAAAAAAACAACAAUAUCAAGUCUCACAACGAGGUGUAGAUGGAAUUUAUCUCAUUUUUUCGUCUUAAUUAAUCUAUUGAAUUUUCAGGAAACUCUCACUAACUAUUAAUACGAAGUAGGAUAUAUGUGCUUUCUUGGGGUUUCAAGUUGAAUUACAAAAUUCCCCAUCUAAUUGGUCUCGAUUUAGAAUUUUCACCGCGUUGCCAAGAAAAUUUUCUGACUGAUCACUUUCUACUGACCUACAAGCUUUUAUAAUUUACUUCUUAAAUCUUGUAUAUUGGUUUUAACUAUUUUAUUUCUCUGCUUUCAUAUUUAUUUAUUUAUUCUCUUCCCACUUUCAGGGCCCUGUUGGUUAUGAAUAUGCAGGCCCAUUGAAUUUCCGAACUCGGGGGAGGAUUGGGCUAGAUUUGGACCCGCUGGAGAAAGAAAAAAAAAAGUGACAGCCACACAGGAAAUUAGGUCAAGAGUUUAGAGCCACCUAUCUGCUAGGUUCAAAAAUCACAAACUCCUUCUUAGCAAAUUUGUGGUCCAAUAGAAAGUUAUCAGAAGAAGAAAAAAAAAACCCACCACAGUUAAAAAUUUGAGAUGUUAAAAAACUUUGAAAGAUUUGUGCACAAAUAUACAAUAAGCCGGUCGCUAAUCAAAGAUCAAAACAACAGACUGUAUCAGAUAAGCUCUUUAAACUCUUUAGUGCAUUCGAAUUCUCAAAUUGAUAUAUGCAAAAAUAUGGCCGCUCUGCCCAAAUCCCUCAUUAGUAUGUAACCAACGAGGUGUCGCACGCGGAUGGAAGUCUUUUGCAUAAACAUGAAUGAUGAUA